Messenger RNA from Myxocyprinus asiaticus (Chinese sucker), 3082 nucleotides. Its product is annotated as DNA replication licensing factor mcm2. The record is from RefSeq and is a predicted model, not a curated record. Gene Ontology annotation, biological process: DNA replication; mitotic DNA replication initiation; double-strand break repair via break-induced replication. The coding region runs from base 76 to 2745 and encodes 889 amino acids. Gene Ontology annotation, molecular function: ATP binding; 3'-5' DNA helicase activity; single-stranded DNA helicase activity. Lineage: Eukaryota; Metazoa; Chordata; Actinopteri; Cypriniformes; Catostomidae. Gene Ontology annotation, cellular component: MCM complex; nucleus. The transcript is spliced from 16 exons.
CAUUUCGCGCGAAAAGUCAGUCUUCCCGGGAAAAUAGUCCACAGGCGAGCUUCUGUUGAACACGGACGUAAAACAAUGGCGGAUUCAUCAGAAUCGUUUCACAUGGCCACCAGCCCCAGUCGUGGCUCCCGGCGGGGUGACCUGACCUCCAGCCCCGGCCGAGAUCUGCCCCCAUUUGAGGACGAGUCCGAAGGGCUGCUGGGAGAGAACAUUCCUCAAGAGGAGGAGGAGGAUGGAGACGGAGAGGAGCUUAUCGGAGAAGGGAUGGAGAGGGACUACCGUGUCAUCCCUGAACUGGACCGUUAUGAAGAGGAGGGUCUGGAUGAGGAUGAAGAUCUCAGUGAGCUCUCUCCUGGUGCUCGAGCGGCCGCCGAAGAAGCCAUGAGACGGCGAGACCGAGAACAAGGCCUGGGACGCAUUGGACGUGGACUCCUCUACGACAGUGAAGACGAGGAUGAUGAACGGCCCACGAAGAGGCGCCGGCGUCUAGCGGAGAUGGCAGCCGAAGGCGUCAUGGCGGAGGGCGAGGACGAAGAGAUGAUUGAAAGUAUCGAAAACCUUGAGGACAUGAAGGGUCACACGGUCAGAGAGUGGGUUUCCAUGGCGGCACCGCGACUGGAGAUCUACCAUCGCUUCAAGAACUUCCUGCGGACACAUGUGGACGAGCACGGACACAACGUCUUCAAAGAGCGCAUCAGCGACAUGUGCAAAGAAAAUAAGGAAAGCUUGUUGGUGAAUUAUGAAGAGUUGGCAUCCAGGGAGCAUGUGUUGGCAUAUUUCCUGCCAGAGGCGCCUGCGGAAAUGUUGAAGAUCUUCGACGAAGCGGCGAAAGAGGUCGUGCUGGCCAUGUACCCCAAAUACGACCGAAUCGCACAUGAAAUUCAUGUCCGCAUCGGUAAUUUGCCGCUGGUGGAGGAACUUCGGUCACUCAGACAGCUUCACCUGAAUCAGUUGAUCCGCACCAGUGGUGUUGUGACCAGCUGUACUGGAGUUUUACCGCAGCUCGGUAUGGUCAAAUACAACUGUAACAAGUGUAACUUCAUUCUGGGUCCGUUCUUCCAGUCGCAAAACCAGGAAGUGAAGCCCGGCUCCUGUCCGGAGUGUCAGUCCCUCGGCCCGUUUGACAUAAACAUGGAACAGACCGUUUAUCAGAACUACCAGCGUAUCACCAUACAGGAGAGUCCCGGGAAAGUCGCUGCUGGUCGUCUGCCUCGUUCCAAAGAUGCCAUUCUGCUGGCCGACUUAGUGGACACCUGCAAACCUGGAGAUGAGAUUGAGCUGACCGGAAUCUACCACAAUAAUUAUGACGGUUCUCUGAACAUGGCCAAUGGAUUCCCCGUCUUUGCCACUGUAAUCCUGGCCAAUCACAUUGCUCGUAAGGACGAGGGUGUGGCCGUGGCAGAGCUCACAGAUGAAGACGUCAAGGCCAUCGUAGCUCUGUCUAAAGACGAGCGCAUCGGAGAAAGAAUUUUCGCCAGUAUUGGUCCUUCUAUCUAUGGUCAUGAGGAUAUUAAACGCGGCCUGGCGCUCGCUCUAUUCGGUGGCGAGGCCAAGAAUCCAGGUGGAAAGCACAAGGUGCGUGGCGAUAUUAACGUCCUCCUGUGUGGAGAUCCAGGCACAGCUAAAUCCCAGUUCCUGAAGUACGUGGAGAAGGUGGCAAGCCGCGCGGUCUUCACUACGGGACAGGGCGCCUCUGCUGUGGGUCUGACCGCUUACGUGCAGCGUCACCCGGUGACCCGCGAGUGGACGCUGGAGGCGGGAGCACUGGUGCUGGCGGACAGAGGCGUCUGUCUCAUCGAUGAGUUUGAUAAGAUGAAUGAUCAGGACAGGACCAGCAUCCAUGAGGCCAUGGAGCAGCAGAGCAUCUCUAUUUCUAAAGCUGGUAUCGUCACAUCGCUGCAGGCGCGCUGCACUGUCAUCGCCGCCGCCAAUCCCAUCGGUGGGCGAUACGAUCCGUCUCUCACAUUCUCUGAAAAUGUGGACCUGACCGAGCCCAUCAUUUCUCGAUUUGAUGUUUUGUGCAUCGUAAGAGAUACAGUCGAUCCAGUGCAGGAUGAGAUGCUGGCUCGUUUUGUGGUGGGCAGCCACAUUAAACAUCACCCUAGCAACAAAGAAGGGGGCGUGGCCGGACUGGAAGAAGUGGUGCUGCCCAACACCUUCGAUGUCCCGCUCAUUCCUCAAGAGCUGCUCAGGAAGUACAUCAUGUACGCCAAAGAGCGCGUGCGGCCCAAACUCAAUCAGAUGGACCAAGAUAAAGUGGCUCGAAUUUACAGCGAGCUUCGAAAAGAGUCCAUGGCUACAGGCAGUAUCCCAAUUACUGUGCGCCACAUAGAGUCGAUGAUCCGCAUGGCGGAGGCUCACGCUCGCAUGCACCUGCGGGAUUACGUUCUGGAGGACGACGUGAACAUGGCCAUCCGGGUGAUGCUGGAGAGCUUCAUCGACACGCAGAAGUUCAGUGUGAUGAGGAGCAUGAGGAAGACGUUUGCACGGUAUCUGGCCUUCAGACGUGACAACAACGAGCUGUUGCUCUUUAUCCUGAAGCAGCUGGUUUCGGAACAGGUCGCGUAUCAGCGCAAUCGUUAUGGAGCUCACCAAGACAACAUCGAGAUCGCAGAAAAAGACCUGGUGGACAAGGCCCGACAAAUCAACAUCCACAGUCUGUCCGCGUUUUACGACAGCGAAGUGUUCCGCUCGAACAGAUUCUCCCACGAUGCCAAGAAAAAGCUCAUCGUUCAGCAGUACUAAGCAGCUCUGCUGGAUUUGUUCACAAUCCCAAGGAGUUGUCCAGAAUCUCCAGGACUUGUAUAUAAUCGAUGUGGUUGGAGCAGUUGGUUCGUAACAUGGAUUUAACGAUUUUUGACUAUUCAAGAAGUCAUUACUGUAGUCAUUACAGUUCUAGUGAACUGUUCUUUUUGGUUGCUUAAAGUCAUGUGAUAUGACGUUGUUCUUCAACCUUCCCUGUUGUCUUAUAUGCAGAAGUACUCUGCAUUAAAUGAAAUCAAUGUUGUAAGAAAAGAUAAAUUGCGAUUCUUCUGUUUUUGUACUGUUCUUGUUCUGAGCAAUAAAAUAAAGCUUCUAUGUA